This is a messenger RNA of Andrographis paniculata, 1967 nucleotides long. RefSeq names its product apyrase 2-like. Gene Ontology annotation, cellular component: membrane. Gene Ontology annotation, biological process: nucleoside diphosphate catabolic process. Lineage: Eukaryota; Viridiplantae; Streptophyta; Magnoliopsida; Lamiales; Acanthaceae. The transcript is spliced from 9 exons. Gene Ontology annotation, molecular function: nucleoside diphosphate phosphatase activity. The record is from RefSeq and is a predicted model, not a curated record. The coding region runs from base 274 to 1674 and encodes 466 amino acids.
AUUGGCGUGGGAGAAGUUGUGGUAGCUUUGCUGCGUUCGCCCGUUGAAUCAGAACCAGAUCCGAUCUGUCAUCUGAUUUCAAGGGAAGAGCAACGAUCAAGAAGAAGAAGAAAGCGGAAGCGGAAGGAGAGAGGAAGAAGAGCAGAGCUGGAGCCGGUACAGGAGACGCAGUCAUUGAAGCCUGCCGGAGGAGGAGGAGGAGGAGGAAACGGCCAGAUUCGAUAUCGAUCGCCAUCCGCUGCCGAACUCUUAGAUGCCCAGCAGCAAGUGCAGAUGGAGAAGGCUCUGAAGCGCAACAGGCAGCAGGAAUCUUUGCCCGAUAAGAUUCAGCGAUGGCGUGGUCCUAUACUCUUGGUUUUGGUCCCUCUCCUGCUCAUCUCCUUCGUGCUGUUUCUGAUGCCAGUCAGUUCCCCCUCCGAAUCCGUCUCCCGCAAGUUUUCGCCGGACUUCCUCGCCAAGCGAUACGCCGUCAUUUUCGACGCCGGUAGCUCCGGGAGCAGGGUGCACGUCUUCUGCUUCGAUCACAAUCUCGAUCUCGUCCCAAUCGGACAAGAUCUUGAGCUUUUUCUCAAGACGAAAGGAGGUUUGAGUAAAUAUGCAAAGGACCCUGUGGCUGCUGCCAAUUCACUCUCAUCUCUUCUUGAACAAGCAGAAGCAGCUGUUCCCAAAGAGCUGCGUCCAAAAACACCUGUCAGGGUUGGGGCUACUGCAGGUCUGAGACAAUUGGAGGGUGAUACAUCUGACAGGAUUUUGCAAGCAGUGCGGGAUUUUUUGAAGAAUAAAAGCUCCCUCAAGUCCAGGUCUGACUGGGUCACAGUUUUGGAUGGAAACCAGGAAGGUGCUUAUCAAUGGGUGACCAUUAACUACCUAUUAGGAAAUUUGGGUCAAAAAUAUUCUAAGACGGUUGGUGUGGUUGAUCUUGGGGGUGGUUCUGUACAAAUGGCAUAUGCCAUCUCAGAUUCAGAUGCUGCUAAGGCUCCAAAGCCAUCUGAAGGGGAGGAUGCAUAUGUGCAACCAAUGUAUCUCAAAGGAGAACAAUAUCACCUCUAUGUGCACAGUUAUCUGCGCUAUGGUUUACUGGCAGCUCGGGCUGAGAUUUUGAAGGUUGAUCAAGGAGUUGAUAACCCAUGUAUAUUGUCUGGUUAUAAUGGUUCUUACAAAUAUGGCCAAUCAACCUAUAGGGCUUCAGCUCCACAGUCUGGUUCAAACCUCAACAAGUGUAGGGAACUUGCUAUUAAGGCUCUGAAAAUCAACGAAUCAACAUGUACACACAUGAAAUGCACAUUUGGGGGUGUUUGGAACGGUGGGGGAGGUGACGGCCAGAAAAAUUUAUUUGUUGCUUCAUUUUUCUAUGAUAGAGCUGCUGAGGCUGGUUUUGUGAAUCCAAGCUUGCCUGUAGCGAAAGUUCGUCCACAUGAUUUUGAGGAUGCAGCUAAACAUGCUUGUGAAUCAAAUAUGGAGAAUGGCAGGUCAACUUUUCCUAAUGUGGAAGAAGACAACCUGCCAUACUUGUGCAUGGACCUUGUGUAUCAAUUAACAUUGCUCGUUGAUGGUUUUGGCCUGGAUCCUUGGCAAAAGAUUACCUUGGUGAAAAAGGUUAAAUAUGGCGAUUCUCUAGUUGAAGCCGCAUGGCCCCUGGGGAGUGCUAUUGAGGUUUUGUCGUCACCGAUAUAAGUAUAAUAUUAAUAAUCUUUAUUAUUUUUUUUAAAAGAUUCAUGGCUUGUGCUAUUAUUAGUCAGUGAAUCAAUCCCCAGGGCAGGCAGGCAUAUGCAUGUCAUCGACCUAGCUAUGAAGUUCUUCUACCACAAAGAAAGCCCUCCUAGUUUUUAUUAUCUAUCUCUCUCUUUUGAUUGAAAAUAAAGAUUUGAUUGAUAACUUAGGAAAAAUAGUGUAAGCAAAAGAGGAUGAUGAUCAUUCACCAUAUGUUCAUUGUGACGGAAAUUUAUUUGUAUCUUUUUUUUUCCUCA